UCGCCGUCUCCGGGCAAAGUAGAAACGAAGGAACUGAAGGCAACCGUAUUACUCAUUUUCUUCACACGUCGCUGUUGGAGUCUGUAUCACCUCGUGGCCGAUGACUGCCUGCGUUGCAUUCCCCUGUUUAAAUACGCUAUUUUCGGGACAUCGGCUGUGCCAUUCAACUUCCUCUAAGCGUUUUGUUUGAAUAAAUUAGCCCCGCCGCCGAAACGUGAAUUCCCCCUCCGCCACUUCCCCCCCACUGCGAUAGGAGAGUCGUUUUUUUGAAAGACACUGCAUUGCGGCUUGUGACAGCCAUGGAUGGAUUAGGGGAGGGCGCUGAUGGCAUGGGCUUCGAUAUGCCCAUGCUGAUGAACCGACAAUCGCACCUGUUCGCAGGGUACAAUCACGACGGUUCUCCUGUGACUUCUGUCAUGCAGACAUAUCAGGAUGAUUCAACGAUGGGAAUUAACGACGAUAUCAACGAUGCGAAAAGAAGAAGAAUCGCUAGGGCAUGCGAUAUGUGCCGAAAAAAGAAGAUCAAGUGCGAUGGGAAGAUGCCGAAAUGUUCGCAUUGUAGCAACUACAAGACCGACUGCGUCUUUACUCAGGUCGAGAAGAAGCGGAAUCCUCCCAAAGGUGCCAAAUACAUCGAGGGACUCGAGAAUCGACUAGGGCGCAUGGAGUCUUUGCUGCGGCUGUCAGGACUUCUGUCGGAGGAUGACGGUGGGAAGACAGACCUGGGCAUGCUGGAGAAACGCCUGGCAGACAGAUCGUUCGUCAAUGGACUGAAUUCCACAAAACUCAUGAACCAACCACCCAGCGUAUCUCUCUCCCAACAAACCUCCACAUCCCGCCAAUCAACUCCGCGCAUGGAUUCUCAACCAAGCCCUCACACGAGUGACACGUCCCCUGAGGCUUCUAAGGAGUCCGAAACCGAAGUCGAGGCACUCUCGGAUAUGAUGUGCUCUCUGGUAACAAACAACUGCGGAGAGACUCGGUAUAUUGGAUCCUCCUCCGGGUUCUCCAUUUUCUCCCCCAAAGGUAUCCAGUGGGUCAACGAAAAGACCGGUGACUCCUCAUUUCAGGAUAUGGUCUCUUCAGCCUACGUCGAUGACAACAAAUGGAUGUACUGGAAGCCUGAGAUCUUCAGUGACAUAUUUGCUCGGCGAGUUUUUAAACCACUUCCUCCCAAAGAGGAAGCAUUCUCGCUGUUCCGGGAUUUUUUUGAGAAUUUCAACUGCAUGUUCCCCCUGUUUCACGAGCCGACAUUUAUGCACCUGGCAGAACGCCAAUACUCCCGAGAUCCAUAUGAAGGCUCCGGCUGGUGGGCAAGCAUCAAUGUGGUCCUUGCCAUUGCACACAGACUUCGCGUCAUGAGUAAUUUGGUGCCACAGGAAGAAGACAAAAGGGCUUGGCUUUACUUGAAGAACGCCAUGGGUGUUUUGACGGAGCUCACAAUGAGGAAUACAGAUCUUCUGAGCGUACAAGCGCUUCUGGGAAUGUCACUUUUCCUUCAAGGAACCCCAAAUCCUCAACCCGCUUUCUUUUUAGUGGCGGCAGCAAUUCGGCUUUCUCACAGCAUUGGUCUUCACAAGCGUGGUUCCAGUUUUGGCUUAAAUCCAGUGGAAGUCGAACAGCGAAAACGAGUCUUCUGGAUUGCAUAUCUUCUUGACAAGGAUAUCUGUCUCCGUUCCGGUCGACCACCUGUGCAAGAUGAUGAUGAUAUGAAUGUCGAGCUUCCAAGUGAAGACCCGCCGGAUAAUAUCGGGAAUGUGCCUCUUUCGGACGGGAAAAGCAAGUUUAAUCUUUUCAGAUCCCUUUGCCGAUUUGCUAUCAUCGAAAGCAACGUGUAUAAACGGCUUUAUUCGGCACGAGCAUCAAAACAAUCAGAUGGCGAGCUUCUAAACACAAUCGGGGAACUCGACAGAGAACUUGAAGAAUGGAAGGAUAGCAUCCCUCUGGAUUUCCGCCCCGAGUAUGACAUCAAAGCAACCCACACGCCUUUGAUAUUACAUGUCGCGGUCGUGCAUUUUGCCUACUACAACUGUUUGACUACUAUCCACCGGAUGUCUGUCCACCAUGGGUACUGGACAAGCCGCUUAUCCAAUUAUGCAAUCCAAGGAUUGAAUGCCAGGCCCCUAAAUCCCAGGGUUUUCCUUUCUGCGGUCCUUUGUGUCACGGCCGCCCGGGCAUCCAUCAAUCUAAUUAAAUACAUCCCCCAGGGCGACUUUGCUUGUGUUUGGUUGAUCCUCUACUACCCGGUUUCAGCCCUUGUCACCCUUUUCGCAAAUAUCCUUCAGAAUCCAAACGAUGCUCGGGCGCGCUCUGAUGUCAAGCUUAUGAAUGUUGUGGUCAAUUUCCUUUCAACUCUGGUCUCUGACGAAUCGAACAGCAGCAUCAAGCGCAUGCUUGGUCUGUGUGGCGAGUUUGAGAGGAUCGCUAGGGUGGUUCUGGACAAAGCCGAGAAAGACUCGCACUCCAGGAAGAAACGCAAAGCAGCACCAGAAGAUGACUCGAAUUAUGAAAUGAACACGCCGGAUGUUCAAGCUAGUACUCCCUUGUCAGCCAAGCGAGCUGAGGGGCCUUCAGCCGCAUCUGUCUCUAUACCACCCUUCUCCGACCAGUCUAAUGGAAUAAAUAACGAAAAACAACCGACACCCUUCGUAUCUAAUCCAGCGGUGCAGGCUCCCACCUCUCUUCCCGGAAACCUCCCCAGUGAUCUCCAGGCGAUGUCAGGACUUGGACGCGACUUUGCAGACAUACUCGGUCCCUCAAAUCUAGGGCAGGUGCCCUUCACUGACCCCUCGUCACUCCCAACAACUACCAGUCCGGUCGCCAAUAUCCCACAAUUUCAACAACCAUUUGUGCCCCAGGAUCUAUGGCAGAUGCCUAUGACCAUUGAAUGGGAUUGGGCCGACAUGUCAUCGCACUUCCCAAUUUUUGAUACCGGGCUAGACUCGGGGGGGCACGCUGGAUCGUGAACUUUCCGGCAAAGAAAGACAGUCUAUGCAGAAAAAGAUAAUGACGAACUAGAAUCGGACCUCUAAUUUGGCGAAACGGUAUGGAGUCAUAGGAUGGCACGCGAGGCCAAGAGAAAAAAAAGGCUCUCUCCACUUCUUAUGGGAUACAAUGCGUCUUUUCUCGGUCGAAAAUGGGCUCUCACCUCACAUUGUAA
Penicilliopsis zonata CBS 506.65 is the source of this 3160-nucleotide messenger RNA. RefSeq lists its product as hypothetical. NCBI's taxonomy places the organism in Eukaryota, Fungi, Ascomycota, Eurotiomycetes, Eurotiales, Aspergillaceae. The transcript has 9 exons. Gene Ontology annotation, molecular function: zinc ion binding; DNA-binding transcription factor activity, RNA polymerase II-specific; DNA binding. The coding region runs from base 300 to 2966 and encodes 888 amino acids. The record is from RefSeq and is a predicted model, not a curated record. Gene Ontology annotation, biological process: DNA-templated transcription; regulation of DNA-templated transcription.